Molecule: messenger RNA, 4029 nt
Organism: Puma concolor (puma)
Lineage: Eukaryota; Metazoa; Chordata; Mammalia; Carnivora; Felidae
Source: RefSeq, a predicted model, not a curated record
AUGAGGGAACCAGAACCGCCUCGCCAAUGCAGGGUGACGGGAGGUCUUGGAUGUCUGGUCCCUGGAGAAAUGGAUGGGACAGGACCUGUUGAUUUCUCUUUAAUCUGUCAGGAGGUGGAGGAAAAAAUGGGCUGCCAACAGUCUCUUCAAGGAUCAGACGUGUCCAAAGUCCGCACCAUUUACCUCAAUGAGCCCAUUAGGAACAACUUCUGCAAAAACUCCAUCAGUACAGCCAAGUACAGCAUAUGGUCAUUCCUCCCUCGAUAUCUGUAUCUGCAGUUUAGCAAAGCUGCUAAUGCUUUCUUCCUGUUCAUUACUAUAUUGCAGCAAAUUCCAGAUGUGUCUCCAACGGGAAAAUAUACAACUCUCUUGCCUUUGAUGAUUAUACUUACCAUUUCAGGCAUCAAAGAGAUUGUAGAAGAUUAUAAACGACAUAUGGCAGACAGAUUAGUCAACACAAAGAACACAAUAGUGUUCAGAGAGAAUGAAUGGCAAGUGAUUAUGUGGAAAGAGGUCAAGGUGGGUGACAUUGUGAAGGCCUCAAAUGGACAGUUCCUUCCUGCAGACAUGGUUCUGAUUUCUUCCAGUGAACCUGAGGCAACAUGUUAUGUUGCAACAUCUAAUCUGGAUGGGGAGACAAACCUAAAAAUACGGCAGGCUUUGUUAGAAACAGCUGAAAUGCAAACAGAACAAUUGUCAAGCCUCUCUGGAAAAAUAGAAUGUGAAGGACCUAAUCGUCAUUUCAAUACCUUCAUUGGAACCUUGUAUCUAAAUGGUAAAAGCCCUGUUGCAGUAGGGCCUGAUCAGGUCUUGCUAAGAGGUACACAACUUAAAAAUACCCGGUGGAUCCUUGGCAUAGUUGUUUACACUGGAUCUGAAACCAAAUUCAUGCAGAAUUCCAUCAAAUUGCCUCUCAAGAGAUCGACUGUUGAGAAGGUGACCAACGUGCAGAUCCUGGUGUUGUUCCUGCUGCUUCUGGCCAUGUCCUUGGUGAGCUGUGUGGGAGCCAUACUCUGGAAGGAAGGGCAUGGAGGAGACAUUUGGUACAUCGGGGCGAAGGAUUACAGCUCCCACAGCUUAGGGUUUGACAUAUUGGUGUUCAUCAUCUUGUAUCACAAUCUCAUCCCCAUUAGCCUGCUGGUCACUCUGGAAAUUGUGAAAUAUAUUCAGGCCCUGUUUAUAAACUGGGAUGAAGAUAUGCAUUAUGAAGGAAAUAACGUCUAUGCCGUGGCCAGAACGUCCAAUCUUAACGAAGAGCUUGGGCAGGUAAAAUAUUUAUUUUCUGAUAAAACAGGAACACUCACUUGCAAUAUUAUGACAUUGAAGAAGUGUACCAUUGCAGGUAUAAUUUAUGGGCAGUUCCCAGAAAUCUCCCGUAAAUCUUCUCUGUUCUUCCUCAGUGCAUCACCGUCUGCCAUCACAGAAUCCGGUGGAUUUAAUGACCCAACAUUGUUGCAGAACUUUGAGAAUGGCCACCCCACGAGAGAUUACAUAAAGGAGUUUCUCACCCUGUUAUGUGUGUGUCACACUGUUGUUCCUGAGAGAGACGGAGGUAAUACAACCUACCAGGCUUCCUCCCCAGAUGAAGCAGCUUUAGUGAAAGGAAUGAAGAAACUUGGCUUUGUUUUCACUACAAGAACGCCAUCCUCUGUCACCAUAAAUGCUAUGGGAGAAAACUUCACAUUUGAAAUUCUUAACAUCCUGGAGUUUUCUAGUAAUAGAAAAAGGAUGUCUGUAAUUGUCCGAACUCCUACAGGAAAGCUCCGGCUGUACUGCAAAGGGGCUGAUACAGUGAUUUAUGAGAGACUUUCAGAUGACUCUCUCUUUGUGAAGGAGACAUUAACCCAUCUGGAAUAUUUUGCCAAAGAAGGACUGAGAACUCUCUGUAUUGCCUAUACAGAUUUAACGGAGAAACAAUAUCAACAGUGGUUGAUGGAGUAUAAAAAAGCAAGUGCAGUUAUACAGGACAGAAGGCAGAGUUUGGAAGAAUGUUACGAUCAUAUCGAAAAGGAAUUUCUGCUGCUUGGUGCCACAGCCAUUGAAGAUCACCUUCAAGCACGUGUUCCAGAAACGAUAACAACUUUACUGAACGCAAACAUAAAAAUAUGGGUCCUGACAGGAGAUAAACAAGAAACUGCAAUUAACAUAGCAUAUUCCUGUAAACUGUUAUCAACUAAAAUGCCAUGUAUUCGAUUGAAUUCAAACUCACUCGAGGCAACACAACAAGCAGUUAAUCAGAACUGUCAAGAUCUUGGAGUCCUGUUAGGUGAAGAAAAUGACCUGGCCCUCAUCAUUGAUGGUGAAACACUGAAGUACGCCUUCCAUCCUGAAGUUAAGAGGAGCUUUGUCAACUUGGCCCUCUCAUGCAGAGCAGUAUUAUGUUGUAGGUUAUCUCCCCUCCAGAAGGCAGAAAUAGUCAACGUGGUUAAGAAGCACGUAGGGGCCAUCACUCUUGCCAUCGGGGAUGGUGCCAAUGACGUUGGGAUGAUCCAGAUGGCCCACGUGGGUGUGGGAAUCAGUGGGAACGAGGGCAUGCAGGCCACCAACAACUCAGAUUUUGCCAUUGCACAGUUUAGCUACUUGGAGAAGCUUCUGUUGGUUCAUGGAGCUUGGAAUUAUUUUCGAGUGACAAAAUGCAUAUUAUAUUGUUUCUACAAAAAUGUCGUGUUAUAUGUUAUUGAGCUUUGGUUCGCCUUUGUUAAUGGAUUUUCUGGGCAGAUUAUAUUUGAACGCUGGUGCAUCGGCUUGUACAAUGUGAUUUUCACUUCAUUACCACCUCUUACUCUGGGAAUCUUUGAACAGUGUUGCAGUGAGAAGAGCCUGCUGAGGUGCCCACAACUCUAUAGGAUUUCUCAGGCAGGGAAAAUUUUCAACACAAAGGUAUUUUGGUUUCAAUGCAUAAAUGCUUUGGUCCAUUCCUUCAUUCUCUUCUGGUUGCCCAUGAAAAUGCUGGAGCAUGAUAUGGUCUUACAAGGGGGUUACACUACAGACUAUUUGUUUCUUGGAAAUUUCAUUUAUACGUAUGUAGUUGUUACUGUUUGUCUGAAAGCUGGUUUAGAGACACUAUCUUGGAAUAAAUUUAAUCAUCUUGCAAUUUGGGGAAGCAUAAUUAUAUGGCUGGUGUUUUUUGCAAUUUACUCUUUCUUAUGGCCUACCAUUCCUGUUGCUCCUGAAAUGACAGGACAGGCCCUCAGCAAUGCAGAGACCAAACCCUGCCCAGUGUGUCCACAGCAGGCAAAGGAGGUCACUGUAGCUGGUGGGGCUAAAGGCAAAUGUGGCCCAGCCAUAACAGUAGGGUUCAGGCAGCCCAGACGGGAGAUACUUCUGGAACACCUAGUUCUGGUGACCAGGGAACGCUGUCAGUGUGGUCCUGGUUUGUCCACACUUCUGGCUGGGUUUCUUCAUAGUCCCUAUUGUGUGCCUGAUUCUAAAUCUACUAUGGACAUCCUCACCAUUCUUUUCUCCAUUUCAGAAGUUAAACUCUUAUGGGUAAAAAAACGUCAGAAUGAAGUAGUCAUCUUUUGCCCUGUGGCAUCUGAAAACUUCCUGGAUGGUCCUCUCCUAUUAGGCAAUAAGGGAUUGACUCGUCCAGAGUCACGGCCCCUGCAACUUAGACACACACCCAGAUCUACAGACUUGCACGGAGAGUCGGCAGUGUUCGGGGCGGCUGCAGCACCCCCUCUGGUAACGCCUCGUAGCUGCUGGGAAAGCAAGACUCUGGUUUCGCUCAGAGGCUGGGCACAAUGCAUCGCAUCUCAUCGUACAGCCUGUAGGAUUAGAAAUACCUGCAACGGAACGUUCCUAGAAGAAGUUCGUAAGAUGGAAAGAGGCAGAGUUCAAGAACUUCAUCUUCCAACAGCGUUUGAAAAGAGCGUGAAGACAGAACACCUCCAACAGCCUCUGUCCAGCCAGCUGCACAAGGUGGUCUUCCAGGAUGAAUCUGUUGAUCGAAGCGCCCCACGUGAGUAUCGGUGCCGUAAAGCAGGCCGCAAAGCUGAGACUCCACCUACGGACAAGGAGGAGGAGUAA